This is a messenger RNA of Lactuca saligna, 2172 nucleotides long. The record is from the annotation of a GenBank genome assembly. Lineage: Eukaryota; Viridiplantae; Streptophyta; Magnoliopsida; Asterales; Asteraceae.
AUGCCCCAAAAAAUUGGCUUACUGGAAAAUAAGAAGCCCAAAACUCGUUAUUUCCUUAGAUGCCCUUGUCGAUCCCUAAACAAAACACGUUCAACAGUUGCUAAUCCGCAUUUACUUCUACCGACGAUUUCACCUCCCGCCAUCUCCUCCAACGACGACCUCCACAGCGCCGACGACUCCUCCAUUGCACCAACGACGAGCUCCACUACAAGUGCUUGGGUAGGAGAUGCACUUGACAUGGUUCAGGAUAGUGUUGUAGAUUCUUUCAAUCAGUCAAACUGCCGGCGGUGGUGGAAUAGCCGGGGAAACAAUCAAAACUUCCCUGCACUACGUGGAGCCAUCUGGAGCAUGCAAUAUGGACCCUGCAGCGCAGACAUCGAGCCUGAUCAAGAAAACCCUGGAAAAUACCUGGUUGAAUUCACUUAUGAUGCCUAUGGCGCUGGCAGUAUUACCCUUCGUUUCGGUGAAAAACUGGGACGCGGCUAUAACGAUGAUCUAACAAAAGAAGACCUGAUUCAACCAAUCACAGUGAAUAUCAAGCAAGAUUUGGGCCAGAAAUUCAAACAGGAACCUGGGACUGGAAUCGAUUUUUCCUCAUAUACAGUAAGUAAAACAGAGGUAUAUCUGUUAGCCAUUCAGGCACGCAUAAGUCCAUGUAUAUCAGAAGAUGGAAGUACGAAUGGUGGUACUACUAUGUCCCAGUUAACUAUAGCAGUGUUUGACAAGGAGCAGGAUAGAUACAAGGUUAGGGUUACAGAUCAGACCUUAUGGGUGAAUGGAGCGAAGUAUGUGUUGCAUGAUAAGGAAGGAUUUGGUAAUUCUGAUGGUGCUGAUCUUAAUUGGAAUGAUCUUGGUAAAAAAUGUCUCAUCUGUUUAUCAAAAUUUCAAGACACUUCUACCCUUCAUAGAGAAGGACGAAAAAUUGGAAAGUUAGUGGUUUAUGAUAAAAAAAUUGGGAAGGGGAGUAAUGAGACAAUUGUAUACGAGGGAAUUUAUGGUGAUAAGUCAGUUGCUGUGAAAAAGAUUGUAAAGGUGCAUCAUGAUGUGGCAUUAAAAGUGAUACAAAAUCCGCGUGUAUCCGAUCAACAUCCUAAUAUUGUUAGGUUGUAUGGUGUGGAGUACGAUCAAGAUUUUGUUUAUCUUGCUCUUGACAGGUGUAUAUGUAGCUUACAUGAUUUGAUAUUGUCACAUGGAAAUUCGAGUGCCGAAUCUCAACCAACAGUGAAAGUUUUUAAGGAUUUGGAAUUGUCGAAGCCUAGUAGGUAUCCUCCACCGAUCUUGUUGACAUUUAUGAGGGAUAUAGUUGAAGGACUUGGCUAUUUACAUGGGCUUCGAAUCAAUCACGGUGACCUAAAGCCUCAGAAUGUCUUAAUACACAAUGAUACUUCUAGUGUAGUGAAGGUCUCAAAUAUGGGCACGAGAAAAUACAGAGCUUUAACCAAAAACACAACAGGCUGUGGGAGUGGGAGGUGGCAAGCACCCGAGCAACUUAGGAAUGAAGAACCAACGCCUGCUGCGGAUUUAUUCAAUUUUGGGUGUCUGCUUUUCUUUUGUAUCACUGGUGGUCAACACCCGUUUGGUGACAUUAUAGAUGAUCGUGAUAAUAAUAUUUUGCAUGACAUGAAAAAUCUGUCACCGGUAGAAAAUAUUCCAGAAGCCUUUGAUCUUAUCUCUCGUCUCCUACAUCCCGAUCCAGAAUCCAGGCCAAAAGCUGGAGAAGUAUACAACCACCCUCUAUUCUGGGAUCCCCAGACCCGUAUUUCCUUCCUACUAACAGCAAGUCAAAAAGUAAAACGAAGAAAACCAAAUGAGUGUGAAACCAAUUCCAAUCUCAUUGCAUCACUCGAUAGAAGGGCCCCCCAUGUCUUCAGUGGCGAAUGGAACACAAAGUUAGACGACACACUCCGCAACGACGUACAUCUACAUAUCAAAAAGUACUAUUACAACUACAAAAGCGUAUGCCAUUUAAUACGACUCAUAAGGAACAAACAUAAUCACUAUCUAGACUCGCCAGAUUUGAAAACUGCGUUAGGGUCGCUCCCCACGGGAUUUGAUGCGUAUUUUAGAAGAAAGUUUCCGAAGCUUCUUAUAGAAGCAUAUAAGUUUUUUAAAGAGUAUUGUGGAUUCGAAGAUCUUUUUAUUAACUAUUAUAGACAUAAAGUGUUUCCUUAA